This is a messenger RNA of Aphidius gifuensis, 1488 nucleotides long. RefSeq names its product myb-like protein X. The coding region runs from base 1 to 1488 and encodes 495 amino acids. The record is from RefSeq and is a predicted model, not a curated record. The transcript is spliced from 2 exons. NCBI's taxonomy places the organism in Eukaryota, Metazoa, Arthropoda, Insecta, Hymenoptera, Braconidae.
AUGGGAAAAGUAAGUGUAAUUGAGGAAGCUAAAAAAGUGAGGUUAGAAAGGGUGGCAAAGGAAAUUAGUUAUAAAACAAUAGGAAAAGAGGGUAUGAAUGUGAUGAAAAGACGGGGGAGACCACCUAAAGCUGAAAAAGAAAAAAAGAUGAAUGCAUCAAUGGACGACUACCUGGCAGGUAAAAAAAGUGAAGGGGAAAAGGUAAAUGAAGAAGAAUGGGAGAGUGACGAAGAGAGAAGCAGUGAUGAGAGUGAUGGAACGAAAAAAAGAGAGGAGGAAGCAUUUGAAAAGAGAAGCAAGAUAAAAAGAACACCGGACCUGAAACAGAGGGCAGCAAGGCCCAUUUUCGAGAGAACAAGAGGAGGAAAGAAUAAAGAUAUGGCGGAAGGAGAAGUUAAUGAGAAGUCCGACAGAUGGGAGGAGUAUGACAAAAAAGACAUACUGGCCGCAGUGUUAGAAAGAGUUGAAGAGUUGAUGAAAGCAAAGUGGGAGGAAAUGAUAAGAAUAGUAAGAGAAAAAAGUGAAAAGAUAAGCAAAGAUGCAAAAGAAGAAAUAUGGAAGCAACUGGAACAAGAAAUGAUGACAAGAAUGGAAGAAGAAAUGAGGAGAAAUAAAAAUGAAGUGGUAAGGGAACUGAGAGAUAAAAUAAUAUACAGAAGGGAGGAGUAUGCGAACAAAGAAACAUACAAAAACAAGUACAAAUAUGUGAAAAACAAUUACAAUCAAGGUAACGUUUUCCACAAUAGUAAUAAAAAUAAAAAUAGAACAGAAGAGAUAAUAACGGAAAAGAUAAAUAUGAGAACAGAAACUAACAGAGAAAAUACGGAUGAGAAUAAUAAUGAAAUAGAAAUUGUAAGUGAAGGGGGUGAAAAAGAAAAUGAGAGGGAGACAAGUGAGGGAACAGGAGGAGAAGAAACAAAAGAAACAGAAGAAAAUACACAAAUAGAAAAUACAGAAUCAGAAACAACACAGCAAAGUAAUAACAAGGCGACAAUAAAUUUUGGGCCUCAACCAAUGACAGAAGAAGAGUGGAAAAAUGAAAAAGAUAAGAGGAAAAAGAAAGAGAGUAAUGUGAAGAUGUAUGGAGACAUACCAAUGAGCUGGAUGAAUAGAUUUGAGCUGACGAAAGGGAUAGAAAGUAUUAUUCAAGAGAAAAUAUACAUCAAGGGUGGGACAAGAAAAAAUAAUGCACUAAUAAUUAAUUGUGGGUCAUGGAGAGAGGCGAAAAAAAUACUAGAUAAAAAGAAAGAUAUGGAAGAGCUAGGAUUUAAGGUAGACUAUGAUAUGACAGAAAGAGAAAAACAAGUGCAGUGGUGGCUUGCAGAAGUGGCAAAAGAAGGAAGAAAAGAAGGGAUAAGAAUGAGAGAGAGAUAUCAGGGAAUGGAGACAGAUGAUGAUAUCAUGAUGUGGAAUGAAAUGGAAGGAAGGCUUGAGUUUUUUCGUAAGAAAACAAGACGAGGUGAUAGAGAAGCGAGUAGAAAGCAAUAA